Molecule: messenger RNA, 2997 nt
Organism: Gadus chalcogrammus (walleye pollock)
Lineage: Eukaryota; Metazoa; Chordata; Actinopteri; Gadiformes; Gadidae
Gene: cdh15
Product: cadherin 15, type 1, M-cadherin (myotubule)
Exons: 14
Coding region: 142-2565 (807 amino acids)
Biological process (GO): calcium-dependent cell-cell adhesion; homophilic cell-cell adhesion; multicellular organism development
Cellular component (GO): catenin complex; adherens junction; plasma membrane
Molecular function (GO): cadherin binding; calcium ion binding
Source: RefSeq, a predicted model, not a curated record
ACAUAGCGAGAGAAGGAGAUUGACAGAAAGAGAGACAAGAGUCUGGAGAGAGAGAGAGGGCAUUGAGUGUGAGAUCUCUCCAUAGAGCGGUCUUCAGGACAUCAUAUCCCUGGUGCUCUACAGAGGGUCGACGUUCAGAAGAUGGCCUUGUGGUCCUUGAUGCUGUGCUUCCCGCUCUGCGCCGUGCUCUGCCAGGGGUCCACUGAAUAUCCACUGAUACCAGAUGUCCACCUUCAACCCAACACAGUAGAGUCUGAACUCCUUGUUCUAAACCCAUGGAUACCUCAGAGUCCAGGGUUGUCCCGGGUCAAGAGGGACUGGAUCAUCCCUCCGAUCCGGGUGCUGGAGAACAGCAAACAGGUUCCUGAAGACCUAGUCCAGAUCAAGUCGGAUAAGAUCUUCACUAGUGAGGUCUUCUACCGGCUGGAGGGCCCCGGCGUGGACCAGGAGCCCAAGAACCUGUUUGACAUUGAUGAGAAGACCGGAAUCAUCCGGAGCAAGCAUCCACUUGACCGAGAGAAGCACAAAAGUUUCAAGUUGAAAGCCUUCGCCCUGUCUCCCAGCGGUCAGAGGUUGGAGAACCCGUCCACCAUAGAGAUCAUGGUUCUGGACCAGAAUGACAACAGACCCGCCUUCAUCAAGAACCAGUUCACUGGCUCUGUGUCAGAGUUCUCGGUCCCAGGAACGUCGGUGAUGUCGGUGUUGGCCACCGAUGCUGACGACCCCUCCACGGACAAUGCUAUUCUCAGCUACUCCAUCAUCGGCCAGGAGAGCGAACCAGGUGAUGCCGUCACCAAGGUCAUGUUCGGCAUCAACAACGAGACGGGCGCCAUCUACACGCGAGAUGUCGGCUUCGACCGCGAGGUGGUGAAGAGCUUCAGACUGAAGCUACAGGUGGGUGACAUGUCCGGCAUGGGACUGACCAGCGAGAGUGUGGCCAUCAUACAUGUGACUGACAUCAAUAACCACGCCCCCCAGUUCAGACCCAGCAUGUACCACGUAUCAGCGGUUGAAAACAGGAUAGACUUCGAGCUGUGCCGGGUCAACGCGACAGACCGAGAUGAGCCUGGAACCGGCAACUGGGAGAUAAAGUACACCCUAACCCGCGGCAACCCCGGGGGGCACUUCGUCGUCCACACGGACCCGCUCAGCAACCAGGGCGUGUUGACGCUGGUGAAGCCUCUGGACUUUGAGAGCCAAUCAGAAUACACCCUGGUUCUUACUGUGGCUAAUCGGAACCUGCUCAGCUCCAAGGCCCCAAGCGUUCCUGUGAGCAGCGCUACAGUGGUGGUGACUGUGGUGAAUGAAAACGAGGCACCGCGCUUCAGAGAAGACCCCAUCCAGAUCCUGGUCCCAGAGUCUGUGGUGCCAGGGACCAUCCUGAAGACCAACCUGGCCUAUGACCCUGACCAGACGGGACUGAGAUAUGACAUCAUCAGAGAUCCUGAGAGGUGGUUGGAGAUCAAUAAAGAGACCGGUGACAUCAGCGCCAGGAGACCGUUCAACAUCCGAUCAACCUACCUCAGGAACGGCGUCUACAACGCUGUUGUAAGGGCAACAGAUGCAGAAGGCCUGGACACCAGCGCCACCCUGCUCAUCACGCUGAAGGAGACCAACGACUAUCCUCCCCAGCUGGUUCCUCUCAGUGGCACCGUGUGUCACCACAGUCACCACCCCGACAGCGCCCUCCUGUUGACGGCCCUGGACGAGGACCUCGCCCCACACGCAGAGCCCUUCGCCUUUGAGCUGCCGGACCAGAUGGCCCUCAACUGGACCAUCGUCCCAGUCAACAAGACCCACGCCCGGCUCCACUCCCUGGUAGAGCUGGAGCUGGGCCAGUACGCGGUGACCGUGCAGGUGAUGGACGCCGGGUCCCCAGCCCUGGGCUCCUUUUCCCAGAUCAACGUCACCGUCUGCGCCUGCGACUCCUUUUCCCAGUGCAGGUCAGAGACGGCAGCCAUGUUGGGCUCCAGCGUGGGCAUCAGCUUCAUCGCUCUCAUCAUCGUCAUGGCAGCCAUCGCACUGCUGCUCUUGCUUCUCCUGCUAGCGGUGGCUAUCAACAGCUGCACCUCACGACGCUACCUGCAGAAGGAGAGCGCCCUGCUGGUUGGGGAGUCGCAGGAGGACGUGCGCGACAACGUAUUCAACUACGACGAGCAGGGAGGGGGCGAGGAGGAUGAGAACGCCUACAGCCUGGACCUGCUGAGCCCCAUCGACGCUCCUCACAUCCCGGUCCCCUCCUUCUGCGUGGGCCCCCGGGGCAAGCAGCCGCUCCGGAAGGACACCCCCCACAACCUCCCUUCCCCCACCUACCCCCGACGACCCCCGGCUGACCCCACCGACAUUGAGGACUACAUUAAUGAUGGUCUGGAGGCGGCCGACCGCGACCCCAACGUGCCGCCCUACGACACGGCGCUGAUCUACGACUACGAGGGCGAGGGCUCGCUGGCCGGGAGCCUCAGCUCCAUCGCCUCUGGGUGCUCAGACGGCGACCAGGACUACGACUACCUCAACGACUGGGGCCCACGCUUCAAAAAGCUGGCCAACAUGUACGACCCACGCUAGCGGGAGAGCCACAGACCCUUUAGACUUAAGGGCUGGCUGAUCAACAUCUCACCUGACAGAUAAUAGGGACCCUUUAAAUCACCUUUUAAUAUACGAACCGAUGCUUUACGGAUGGCUCUGGGAAGUGUUAAAAGCAGUAUUAGAGAAGCUAAGGGUGAAUGCUGAGCCUAAAUGAGUUUGGAACAAGGAUUUGAGUUGCAGUGUUCAUGACUGAGGUUGUUAGAUCUUGUGAAUUGCAUGACAAUCACAGACCACACUGGAUUAGGAAGCUUUUAAAUGUGUCAGUUUUUAUAUUAUUAUUUUGUAAGAUACAUGAGUUUUGAUCAUAUUGAUUUUGUUUUGAACUGUAUUUUUCCUUCUUUUUUUUUAUCAUAAAUACUCCCGUAUAUGAAAGUUUACAGCAUCAGUCAAAUUAUCAAGAAAAACCCACUA